CGGGUUUAUGUUUAUGGUGAAUGUUUUGAAAUAGGAAUCAGCAACUUAUAAAAAGCCGGGAAGACAUUUUAAUAAUUAAUUUUCAAUUAUAAAAAAGUCAUAAUUUUAAUUUUUUUAAUCAAGACUGAAUAAAACAAUUCUUACAAAAAUGUACGAUACAACGAUAGCAGAUCGAACUAGGGAUUCAUAUCGAACUUCGACUAACGCCUUGGAGUUAGCAAGUCGUAUGAUUGAUAAACAUAUUAUGAUUGAUAAUGCAGCUCCAACGUUAAUUGAUUUUACGGGUGUAAGUAACCAAUGUGGACCCUCAGCAAGUGGACUUACCGAUAAUGAUUACCCGAAUUUAACUGGAUUAUCGAAAAGUUUUGCUAAUAUUAAUCAAUUAAAAAUUGUAAAUAAAGUUCCUUUACCACCAGAAGUUUUAGAACAUUUUGGAAAUAUGCAAUGUCAUUGUACAAUGGGUCUAUUCCCCGAAAUAAAUCGAGCAUUUCUUACAAUAGACAGUGAUAUUUACGUUUGGACCUACGAACAUGGUUCAGACGUCGCAUAUUUUGAUGGAUUAGGCGAAACAAUUAUAAGUGUGGGUUUAGUGAAACCUAAACCAGGAGUAUUUCAUCAAUUUAUCAAAUAUUUGUUAAUUCUUACAACAACCGUUGAAAUUGUUGUGUUAGGUGUUACAUUCAAUCAAGUUUCACACACAAGAGAAACCCAAGACGAAAUUAAUUUAGUUCCAGAACCAAUAUUUGUACUACCGACUGAUGGUGUACUUGUUACUAAAAUUGUUGGAACAGAAAGAGGUCGAAUAUUUUUAGGUGGACGCGAUGGAUCACUGUUUGAAAUAAAUUAUCAAGCACAAGGAUCGUGGUUUGGGAAACGAUGUAAAAAAAUAAAUCACUCAACAGGAACAUUAUCGUUUUUGGUACCAUCUUUUUUAAAUGUUGCAUUUACAGAAGAAGAUCCUAUUUCUGAUAUAGCUAUUGAUAAUAGUCGACAUAUUUUGUACGUGCUCACGGAGAAAGGUUCGAUUGAGGUGUACGAUCUAGGUGAUAAUGGUGAUGGAAUGUAUAAGAUUGUUAAAGUCUCACAAAAUGCAAUUGUUCAAAGUGCUCUCAAUAUUGUAAAAACUUUGGAUAGUACAAAUUUUCGACCAAUUAUAAGUAUAUCAGCAUUAAAUGGCCAUGAUUCACCAUUGUUACAUUUAGUAGCGGUUGCCGAAACUGGUGUACGAUUUUAUUUCACAACAAUUAAUUUAACAUCAACAUCAACAAAUCAACGUCCCGUUAAAUUACAAUUAAUUCAUGUACGUUUACCACCUGGAUUUUCGGCGAAUGCACCAGCAAUACGUCCAAAAAGUGUACAUUUAGCAAACUAUCGUGAGAAUACUUUAAUGAUGGUGGCUCAACCCACACAAGAUCAAAAUCAUUUAUGGUGUUUGAGUAGUGAUCCGUUCCCAUUCUUGCCAAUUUUAAUGGAAGCUUACACAAUUUUACCGUUGGAUGGUCCAGCAUGGGCUUUACAAGAGGCUGCGUAUAACGAAGAUUCAACAACAAAUUUCCUAAUGAAAAAAGAUAAACUUUCAUUACAAGGUGAUCCACCGUUAGUUGUACGUCAACACAUCGAACCACCACGAAAAUUUAUCGUGCUAACAACACAAGGCGCUCAUAUUGUUAUGAAAUUACGUCCAGUUGAUUUACUACGAGAAAUCUUAAUGGAAAAUAAAGGACCAGAUAGUGAAUUUGUCAAAGCUUAUUUUCAAUCGCAAAAUGAAGAUCAAGCGUGUGCUACAUGUUUAAUUUUAGCAUGCUUAGAAAAUAUACAAAAUAUACAAAUUUCGGAGUGGGCAACCAGAGCAUUUUUCAUGUAUGGUGGAGAACCGAAAGUAUUUAGUACAAUGCCACCUUUAGCAGCAAAUAUUAGUUCUCCAUUUGGUAAUCCACAAGGAUUUAAUCCAGGUUAUGUAUCAACGCCCAUGGGUCAACAAAGAGGACCAGGUUCAAUGUUAUCACCAAUUAAACCUCAACAUAUGCAAAUGCAACAAGAUGUUGGUGGAACACAAAUGUCAUUUUCUGCAAAACACAAUGGUUUAUAUUUGUAUGUUGGACGUAUUUUACGAGAAUUAUGGUGUACUUCAUGCUGUCGAAAAGUUGUUGAAGAUAAUAAACCAUAUCUUGUAAGUAUUGUAACCGGUGAAGAUUGUCUAUGGCUAUUAAAUCAUUUACGCGCCUUACGCAACUUCCUGGAUAAAAAUACCUUACUAGCCCUAAACAGUAACAUCAGUGCCACAAAUCAAACAAUGAUUAUGCAACGUAACAUGAACGAAACAUUUAACAAUACAAGUCAAAUGAUUCCACAAAAUGCAACAACAACACCAGCUCAACGUUUAACUGCCAUACAAGAUGCACAAUUAGAAGAACGACAAUCGUUAGAUGCCCUCAAAGUAUUUGUUGGGCAUGCAUGUGAAGUACUUGGUUUAUGGAAGAUAUUAACUGAACAUCAAUUUCAUUUAAUUGUUGAUAAUUUAUCACGUGAACAUCAGAAUAUGUUGUUUAAUUCAACAUUCAAAGAUAUAUUUGUGAAUGGACAAGAGUUAUUGUGUUAUUUAAUUAUUAGUUUAAUUAAUAGUUAUUUAAAUGAUAAUGCAUCGAUUGAUUUAAUUAGUCGAAAAUUACGUGAAGUCUGUCCGAAUUUGUAUAAAAAUGAAGAUGCUGUAUGUUCUAAGGCUAAUGAAAUACUUUUACUUUCGAAGAAGAAACAAAAUGUCCACGAAAAAGAAGAAUUAUUAUUCUCAGCAUUGAAUUUAUGUAAAGAUGUUGCGCCAAAUUUAAAUUUAGCAGUUGUAUGCCAAAAAUUUAUUGCAAAUGAAUUCUAUCAAGGUGUAUUAGAUUUAUGUGUGACAUGUGCACAAAAAUCAGAUGAUCAAAAUGUUGGUUUACAUUUUUAUAAAAGUAAUAAACCAGCUCAUGAUGAAGAUGGUUAUCAAGCAUAUACACGACGGAUGGAAUAUUAUACAGAAGUCACAAACAUGUUAGAAAUUUUAUAUGAUAAUAAUGUACAAUCUAAUGAAAAUGUUUCACAAUUAGCAUCUUCGGAAUCGAGUUUUGUGAUUCAGGAAGUGAUAAACAGUGCCCUUCAAUACGAUGAUGAAUUAUUACAUAUAACAAUUUACGAUUGGAUGUUCUCUCAUCAAAUGUACUCCGAAUUAAUAACAAUUUCUGAGCCAACAUUAGAACAAUAUUUAAUUCGAGCGUCACAUGAUCAUCCCGAUUCAAUACAAGUUUACAAUUUAUUAUGGAAAUAUUAUGAGCAUAAUAAAAAUCAUCCAGCGGCCGCUAAAGUUUUAAAUGUUUUAGCAACAGAAGGAAAAGGAAUUACAUUGAAACAACGGAUAGAAUAUUUAGCACAUUCUGUAAUGUGUAUGCGAAGUGAUAAAGUUGGAUACGCAGCUCCAUUAGGAAUAUUUUUACGUGAAUUAGAAGAUCGUAUACAGAUAGCACGUGUACAGCAAAAAAUUUUGGAUGCAAUUAAAAAUACAUGUAGUACGCAUCCAAAUGCUGAGGAAGCCAUGAAACAUCUAGAUGAAAAAUUAUUUGAUAUCACAGAGUUAUACGAAAAUUACGCAGAGAAAUUCAAUUUAUGGGAAUGUAAAUUAGCCAUAAUACAUUGUUCUGGUCACGAUGAUGCAUCUUUAAUACAAAAUAUUUGGAUGAAUAUAAUUGUUUCAGAAAUACGACAAUGUCGCGGUUCGCCCGAGGAUAAAAUGACACAACUUUUAAAUAAGAUACAAGCAUUGGCACGAGAUUAUGGUGAUUCCGAAAAUUGUUUUCAACUAAGGGUUAUCAUUAAUUUAUUAGAAAUGCAAUGUUGUAAACUGUCAGGAAAUCCAUCACAAGUUCCAAAUACAUUUUUAUCGAUGAAUAUACCAUUUGUGAAACUAUUGGAUACAUAUAAAUCAUUAUUAAGAGAACGAAUUACAGGAAAUAUUGGUAAUCCAUUUCAUAUGUAUGAAGCAGUUGCGUAUUUAAUUUCUGCUUUUGUACAUAAUCCAAAUAUGGUUAGCCAAAUGGAUCGAUUGAAAAUUGUUACACGCGCAGAAGAUAUUAUUUCAAGUGCCUUAUCAUCGUUGUAUAGUAAACCGCAUACCGAACAAUUAAUUUCACGUUUAAGAAAUAUACAAGCUCAAUUAAGACUUCAUUAAUUCAUUUGUUUUAUUUUGUUUAUAUAGUUAUUCCAUUGUUCGAUACGCAAUUGUUUUU
Molecule: messenger RNA, 4253 nt
Organism: Chrysoperla carnea
Lineage: Eukaryota; Metazoa; Arthropoda; Insecta; Neuroptera; Chrysopidae
Gene: Nup154
Product: nuclear pore complex protein Nup154
Exons: 15
Coding region: 149-4195 (1348 amino acids)
Biological process (GO): protein import into nucleus; protein localization to nuclear inner membrane; RNA export from nucleus
Cellular component (GO): nuclear pore; nuclear pore inner ring
Molecular function (GO): structural constituent of nuclear pore
Source: RefSeq, a predicted model, not a curated record